UAAAGAAUAUUACACUACUUUCUGAAAUCCAAUGACUUCUAGUCGAAGAAAAGUAAUUGCAGUAAAGUGUGCUACCCAAGGACACUCAUGAAAGGUAAGGCCGUCUGCAGGUUCCAAGCAUAAAACGUAAUGGGCUGUGUGCCACUGUAUACUGCGUACACCGUUUUCCGAGUAGGUCUACAUCGGCCGAAAUUCGAUUAUCGUUUUUUCCAAAAGACGUACUAGUUGUGGGCAACAUUUCCUGCCCGACAAAUCAAGAUGGACGCCAGGCUCUUUGUAUGCUCGAUGCUAGUGGGCUUCUUGUGUUUGAACGCUUUGGUGAUGGUUGCCGUGGCCCAGACGGUGAGUGCGUGGAUCGUGGAGCCGCGUAGCAACGGUGCUAUCAAGGAAGGUGAUGUGGUGCAUAUGACGUGUGUCGCACGCUAUCUGUAUAAAUACCACACAUUGGAAUGGGUGACCGGCAGCCCGCCCUACCACACCCUGAGGUGGGGCCGAGCCAGCAUCACCACCGACCCACGGUUCGUCUUUGAGACCACCGAAAGACCGACAUCCCGGCUCUUGGUAAUCCAGGAUUUCACCAUCACUAAUGUUAAGAGGGAAGACUCUGGUGAAUACGUCUGCAAUGUCAAGAACAUCAAUACCGACCCAGGUGAUAACAUAGAGGCCUCCGCUAGCAUCAAUCUCUCAGUCUUGUAUUUUCCAAGUCAGAAUUUCCCAAUUUGCUUCCCUGACGGACCCAUCACACUUACCCCUGGACCGGAGCUGACCAUGCGCUGUACGUCUGAGGCAGGAAAUCCACAAAUCGCUAUGGACAUUUCACAGGAAUGCCCAUCUAGUGACUAUGCGUGGACAACAUCCAACAUGAACGGAACCAUUUCGAUGUCGCUGGAUUUAGCGGGUAACAGUUCGAACAACGGAAUCGCAUUCGUGUGCUCGAUUUCAUCACUUGCCUUUCCAGAUCUGAGGCGCUCUUGUACCAUAGGGCAUAUUAGUGUCGAAGCUGUGACAGAACCGGUGACAGAACCCACAACAGACCCGAUGACAGAAACCACCACAGAAUCCACCUCAGAACUCACCAGAGAAGUAACAACUCCAGCAGUAUAUGACACAGUCACCUCCUUAACACCUGCACCUUUUGUGACAUAUUCGGACACAGAAAGCACGGAAACAUCACCGUAUGCUACCGAAGCAAAGCAUGGGUCCACACUGGAUUCCACACACGCCGAAGCAACAGGAAAAACCGCGGUAAAGGUGACAAACGAACCCACAGCCGAACCUGAAGCAACACCAUCUACCAUGUUUCGAACAGUCCACGAUGAACAUACCGGUGUGAUCACUACGAUGACCUCUGAACCGACUUACAGUCUUCUGACCUUUGCUUCGGAUGACCCUUCACCCCUGACCCCGUGGAUACCAGCCUUCGUAGCCGCGACCAGUGCACUCCUAGUAUCCAUCAUGACCAUCGUCAUUCUUGUCCUUUGCCUCAUCAAACUGAUGAAACGACUAAAAGCCUCUAACGAUAGUGAAUCUCAGAACCCAAUAAUCGAACCGUACAUGGAGCUACAGCCAACAGACAUCAAGGCAUGAAGAAAACAAAGAACACAUUACAAUACACAAUGUUAUGUGCUUCUGUUCAUGAUUGAGGCUUGGAAAGACGACACUUAUUCAGACAGUAUUCUGACUAACAACUGUGUAUUCUGAACUCCUCCAACUUCAUGUCUGGUUAACAUAGCAACACAUUAUAGAGGGCGCUAAACAGUUUUAGUGGUGUUUCAGAGUGAACUCAUAUCCCAGACACACAACAGGUCAGAUUUGACUUCGAAUAAAAGUCAUAUUUGACCUGCUACUUUUCCGGGUCAAAAGUAUCACGUCAAAUAUGACCCGGAUUCCUAGACUUUAUCCUUUGCACGAUGCGCCCUCAUUGAGGGCAGUUUUUGUCAUUUAUAAUUCUGAGUGACAGUUGAAUUAGUCUAUUCAUGUUUAUCAAAAAGGAACAGAGACCUGCCCUCAGUUGUGACGUCAGAUGCAAAGGUCUACAGAGUAGGUUUGAUAAUAAGCCAGAUCGAUAUUCCAAAUGAUAGGCCUAUUAUUAAUACAUGGCAGAACUGAAUACACAUGUAUCUUAAUUCAAUCAUUAUUUUUGCCUAUUUUUUUACAUAAAUAAUUCACAACUGAACUGAACAACGUCCAAUGAAAUAGUCUCGUACUCGAUUAUCUCACGUUUGUAACUCAAUAACAUGAUUCAUAUUUCCUGUGCACUAUUACUAGCUUAUUAUGCUCACUUAUGUCACAUCACUCGUAACAUUUUAAAUAAUACAGACGUACUAUGGGAUAAUAUGAUGUAAAGUGAUAAAGAUUUGCUCUAAAGCCUAAUACAUGCAUUCAUAAUAAUAAUAAUAAUUAUUUAA
Molecule: messenger RNA, 2408 nt
Organism: Patiria miniata (bat star)
Lineage: Eukaryota; Metazoa; Echinodermata; Asteroidea; Valvatida; Asterinidae
Exons: 1
Coding region: 259-1587 (442 amino acids)
Source: RefSeq, a predicted model, not a curated record